Molecule: messenger RNA, 858 nt
Organism: Quercus lobata
Lineage: Eukaryota; Viridiplantae; Streptophyta; Magnoliopsida; Fagales; Fagaceae
Product: cysteine-rich receptor-like protein kinase 29
Exons: 2
Coding region: 1-858 (285 amino acids)
Source: RefSeq, a predicted model, not a curated record
AUGAGCACUUCAAGAUUAUCACUUUUCUUCUUCUAUGCCAUUCUCAUAAUCCUUGUUAAUCCCACCAUUAAUGCGCAGAGAGAUCCCUACGUGCUUCAUGAGUGUUCAACUACUGGUAACGUUACUAGUAACGGUACCCUUAGAGAAAACCUUAAUACCCUCAUUUCCACUCUUUCAUCCAACACCCAAAUCGAUUAUGGGUUCUACAAUUUCACUGCCGGAGAGGGCACCAACAGAGUUUACGCCACUGGGCUUUGUAGAGCUGAUCUUUCACCAACUGAUUGCCGUAGUUGUGUCAACAUGUCAGCUCACGAGCUCUUACAGUUGUGUCCAACACAGAAAGAGGGUGUCAUGUGGUACAUGAAUUGUGCAGCUCGAUACUCAAACAACUCGAUAUUUGGUGUUAUGGAAACUAAACCUACUCGAGCUCUUACAAGCGAUAAUGUCACGAACUUGGCUGAGUUCAACGCGGUGUUAGAACCCUUAUUUUAUGACCUGAGAGUUAGAGCUUCAGCUGGAGCUAUUUUUCGCAAGAUUGCAGUUGGAACUGCGUACUAUAAAAGUGACAACUAUACGAUCUAUGGGCUUAUGCAGUGUAGUCCUGAUUUGUUAGAAAUGGAUUGUAGUAAUUGCUUAGUUGUUGCUCAAAACUAUAUUCAAGGUUGCUGUAGUGGAAACAGUGGACUCACAAUUCUUGCACCAAGCUGUAAUUUAAGUAUAGAGACCGACCAAUUCUAUGACAGCACUCUUGUUCAAUCUCCACCGUCAUUAUCUCCUCCUUCUCCUCUUCCUCCUCCGCCUACAAAAGAUGUUACAAUUGAAGAUAAUUUAAACAAUAUGGAUAAGAGAAAUUCUUAG